AUGAGCACCAGCGACGAGGAGAAAUGUCCGGUUCGCUGCGAGGCCGGGUGCUCGAGUGGGGAACCGUCGUGUGCCCGGGAGAUCCCAUCAUAUGACGUCUUUCUCGGCGGAUCCUGCGGGAAUACGGUAUGGAGGCGGCAGCUCGUAAUUCCGUACUUGAAAAAGCGGGCGAUCAGUUACUAUGACCCGCAGAGGAGCGUGUGGAGUGAGAACAUGAUCUAUGAAGAGAGCAUCGCCAAGGAGAACUCCUCGCUGUUCUUGUUCGUGCUCGACCCCGCUACCGUCAACGCUACCUCCUUCCUGGAAAUUGCCUAUUUUGCGGCCCGAAAGGCUCCAAAAUUGGUCGUCGUUUUCUUAGGAAGAACAGAAUGGCGUGAAAAAGCGCAUCCGGAAGACAUGCCGGAUAGGCUUCGGACUUGCCAUCUUUUGGAUAGAAUCCUUGCGGCGCAUCAGGUUCCGUUGCUACAUAGCAUUGAGGAAGCAUUGAGCUACAUCGAGGAGGAGAUAAUUGGAACGAAAUCGUGGCGAGAGGCCAUGUCCGUGCCAAGCCAGCGGAUACCGUAUCUCGGUCUCAGGACCGCGGCCUGGGGCAAAGUGCGCGAAGCAGCCUCCCGCCUAGCCGUCACCGGAGUCGCAGAUACCGUCCUCCUGGUCGGUACCCACUUCCUCGUCCCAGCCAUCCCUGUCUACUUCCUGCUCAUCCCCCUACUCGUGCUCAACAUCCUCCUCAUCGGCCUCCACUCCAUGUGGAAAAAGGCGAGAAUGCGAAGACCGCGGGGAAUCGUGGAUAUCAGAAUGGGAGCUCGGAUUCCGGUCCCCCGGAUGCAUACCGUAAUCUCACCCCAAGCCACCCAGGUCGAGCGGAAGAUUACGAAGAAGGCAUUGAAGCAGUCGGAGCAGCUGUUGAAGUCUUUUGGGGUUGAUAGAGAUGUGGAGCGGAUGGAGAUGAACCCGUGGCGGAGGGUGUCGCCUUGUCCAUCACCAUCUGAAGCGGUGAAGAGUCCACAGCAGGAUGUCACAUCAUCGCAUGUAUAUUUGGGAUGCUCGAGUUUGGAUGAGCUGGAAUGGGUCAAUAAGCAGGCGGCCCCAUUUUUACAAAAACACGAAAUCGUCUACUCCACCGUCCUCGCCUGCGAUUCCGUACCUCCUGAAGGCCGUAUGGCACUCCUUAAAAAAGGCAGCCGAUCCUUCCGCCAGGUCCUCUACCACAUCCCAUCCACCACCACUUUCUUAAGUGGAAUGGUUGAGAUCGCCUACCUUCUCGGCCACUCGGAUUGGCAAGUCACCUUGUGCGUUUCGAAAGAAGCGGAAACUCUCCAGUCGAAGAAUAGCGACAAGGAGGAUGAGGCGGAGAGGGCGUCGAGGAGAAGGAGAAAUGACUGCUACGCGAUCGCGUUCUGCUACCUGAAAGACAUGGCCAAACGCCAUCAGUGUCGUGUGUUCUCGGAAAUGGAUGAAGCCCUGCACCAGUGCCUGAGAUUGGCUCAUAAUGGAGGAUGC
Mesorhabditis spiculigera is the source of this 1500-nucleotide messenger RNA. Lineage: Eukaryota; Metazoa; Nematoda; Chromadorea; Rhabditida; Rhabditidae. The record is from the annotation of a GenBank genome assembly.